AUGAGCGACAAGUACCUGCGUGACAACAAGAAGCAGUUCAUCAACAGCAUCGGGACGGAGUUGGCGUGGGGGUGGUCCCCUGCCAUUGACUUCACAGAGAUUUUGGCGCAUCGCGAGCAAAGAGCAGAUUGCCGCGCCGACACUGCUGCUGAGGCGGCAAAAGCGCCGCCUAAGGAGGAAGAAAAGACAAACACAUAUGGAGCAGAAGGCUGUGGCGUCAGUGGCAAUGGUAACGGCAGGGGUAUUGGCGGUGGACCAGACGUCGACGCGAUGAUCGCUGCAAUUCAGGAGCGAGCACGGCAGCGCGGCAAGGAUUCAGGAGAGCAGAACAAAGAGGGGGAUGGCGCCGGGGACGGCAGCAACGUUGUGCGUGUGCUUCUCUGUGGGGCCUGCGACAUUCGUCACAUCUUCCGCACCCUGUCGAGUCUGCGUGUGCGGUCAGCGGCCUCGGGGCAGACGCCAGGCUUCUAUCACUUCUACAUAUACGAGCCCAACCUGCGAGUGCACUGUCGCCACCUCUUCUUCCUACAGUGGCUGCUCGACAGCAUGUUCUCUCUUGACGAGCUGGAGGAGCGUGUGCUGAUGUUUCUCGACGCCUUUGGCAACACCGUGACGCGCGACACGACCGCCGCGCAGAGUCGGAGCGUCGCCCAGCGGCUGCUGCGCGUGUUGCGGAGCGACGACAACGACGGCGGCGAGCUUGCGCGGCUCGUGUCCUUCGCGGAGAUGAAGUUGAAGGAGCGCGACUUUGUGGAGGAGCAGAUCGUGCACUGGGCGCGCGACACCUCGCAGGCAAAGGCGGAGGAGACGUGGUCGCAGCGGUUGCGGCAGGAGAUGGCGGAGCGCUACGACAACCGCGACAACAUUAUCGACUGGGAUUUCAACUUCCACCUCCGCGACUACACAAACCUCAUCAAGUUCGCCGAGUACCGCACGUGGCGCAACACCGGCGUCGCAUUUGAUGCCACACACAUUAACCCGCGCCGCGGUUUCACAUACGAGUACGCUGUGCCGAACAAGUCGCUGUGCCACUUCAACAGCAAGGGGGUUGGGGCGUUCCUUGGAGACAUGAAGAAUGGUCCCUUCUUUGCCCUUGGUGCGCAGACCGCCAACGCUGACAUCCGCGCGCGGUCCGUGGACGGCACGUGCAAGUACGGCAACGGUGUCGUCUCAAUGCACAACGCGCGUGCGUGGCUGUAUGGCCUGCUGACGGCGCAGGAGUGGCCGUGGGGUGACCACGCCUUCGCCUGGGACGACCCGGCAAACUACAACUGCCUGCCGCCCGGGGCCCCAAGCGACGUGACGCACCAUGCCGCCUUCCCGCGCGUCCGCUUUCACUUCGUUGGUCUCGACUUCGCACGGUUCCUGCAGCGCGUGCAAGAGAGGCAGCCCAGGGGUUUUGACGUCGCAUUUGUGGGGACGAGCUGCACACAGUUCAUGGCGCCGGACUUCUUCAACACCGCGAUGACGCGGGAUGCCGUGGUCAUUGCGGAGACGGCAAAAUUUGUCGUGGAUGCAUGCGAUGAAGCCAAGAUCGCGUUUGUCGACAAGAUAAGCGAGUUGGCCAAGGCGGCGGGGUGGGAGCAGAAUAACACCCUCACCGACCUCCUGCACAAAGAUCAGCCAGAACCCCCUAAGGUGGACAGAAGCUCCUCCAACAACAAGGCGCAGAAGAUAUCCUUUGAUCGCUACAUGAUGCCGCACCAAGUCGCGUUGACGCUGCGGCGGGCAAGCGAGAUGUAA
Trypanosoma grayi is the source of this 1743-nucleotide messenger RNA. RefSeq names its product putative dynein assembly factor 3, axonemal. Gene Ontology annotation, biological process: motile cilium assembly; axonemal dynein complex assembly. NCBI's taxonomy places the organism in Eukaryota, Euglenozoa, Kinetoplastea, Trypanosomatida, Trypanosomatidae. The record is from RefSeq and is a predicted model, not a curated record. Bases 1 to 1743 code for a protein of 580 amino acids. The transcript has a single exon.